AUGGCUCAAUUAAAUUUAAUGCCGAACUUGCCACAAUUCGAUGCUUAUUCCGAGCCAUCGUCAAUCGCAACACGGUGGAAAGAAUGGCUCGAACAAUUCGAGAUUUUUACAAUUGCAGCUAAAGUUGAAGACAAGAAACAAAAGCGAGCGCUUCUUUUGCAUCUCAGCGGGCCAACUGUUCAGAAAGUGUUUAAAGGAUUGACGGAUACGGGAGACGACUACGAUACAGCUGCCGCAAAACUCCACGAAUAUUUUGCUCCGAAGAAACAUAUUCGAUAUGAACGAUACCAUUUUAAACAAGCAUGUCAACAAGACGGUGAGUCUAUUGAUCAAUUCGCUUCUCGACUUCGUAACCUGGCUGAAACGUGUGAGUUUGAGAAUAUUGAUGAUGUUAUUGCCGAUCAAAUUCUGGCUAAUUGUAGCUCUAAUAGACUGAAAGAAAAGAUUCUUCGUGAAGAAAAAGCGGAUUUGACCUUCAUCUUAAAGCAAGGUCGUAUUUUGGAAUGCUCAAAACAACAAGCAGCUCGUAUUGGUACCAACAGCCCUACAACUCCUGAGAUCAGUGCCAUUCAAGCAACACCUGCAAAUCGCCCGCUAACAACCGUGCCAGCAUUUGGUAAAUCCUGCCGUUCCUGUGGAAAGCAAAAUCAUUUUGCUCGAGUCUGCCGCAGUCGGCCCCAAAAUCGCAACACCCAACGCCAAGGCCAGCAGCGUCCAAGACGUGAACAACUGAACCAAAUCUCUGAAGACAUCGUAUCUGAUGAUGAGGAGGGAUAUAUUUAUGCAACCAAUACUGACGGGGAACAUGCUAAUGUGAUCUCCAGGCCUCAGCUUCCCGUUGUCAUCAAUGGUGUUGAAAUUGUGAUGAUCGAUUCGGGAGCAUCAGUGAACAUCCUCGACAAGGCAGCAUAUGAGCAAAUAGUUACGCAGAAUGAUCAUAUUCAGUUGCAAAAGACGUCGACACGAAUUUAUGCCUAUGGUGCAGCAGAACCUCUUGCCCUACUCGGAAAGUUUCAAGCCACUAUUGAAACCUUAUCAAGCAAAACCAAUGACCCAGAUGUAAAGCCUGUUGCCCAGCUGCCACGUCGUAUACCUUUUCAUAUCCGAAAGCAAGUAGAGCAAGAAAUCGAGAGCUUGGAACAGCAAGGCAUCAUUGAGGCGGUUGACGGCCCCACACCAUGGGUUUCACCUGUAGUGGCAGUCCCAAAAACCAGCAACCCCAAGGAAAUCCGUCUUUGUGUUGACCUCCGUCAACCAAACAAAGCUGUCCAACGCCAGCGCCAUCCCACACCUACCAUCGAGGAAGUCACAAACGAUUUGAAUGGGGCAAGUGUUUUUUCCAAACUCGACCUUCGUUCUGGAUACCAUCAAAUUGAGCUUACACCUGCCUCCCGCCUCGGAAGUUUCCAACAAGUUAUUCAACAGGCACUACAGGGAAUCCCAGGCGUGAAAAACAUUUCAGACGACAUUAUUGUGUUUGGGCGUACGCAAGAAGAACACGAUGCUGCUCUAGCCGAUACCUUUCAACGUCUGCGGGAAAAAGGUCUAACCCUCAACGGGUCCAAGUGUGUUUACAACAAGCAGAAUCUGGCUUUCUUUGGGUAUGUGUUUUCUGCAAAAGGCAUGUCUGCGGAUCCCAAGAAGAUUGCUGCUAUCUGUGAUGCCACCCCUCCCACGAAUCCGUCAGAAGUCCGAAGUUUCCUUGGGUUAACCGGAUUUUGUUCCCGUUUUAUUCCGAAUUACGCCACAUUGACGGAGCCGUUGAAACACUUGACCAGAAAAGGAGUGCGUUGGAACUGGGGGGUUCAGCAGAACAAGUCUUUUCUCGCUUUAAAAGAGUGUUUGACCAGCAACCGCACGAUGGCUUAUUUUGAUCCUAGCAAGCGCACGAUUGCCACGUUUGAUGCAAGCCCCUUCGGACUGGGUGCCGUGCUAACGCAAGUUGACGCAGACGGACAGGAACGCUCUGUUGCAUAUGCAAGUCGUACGCUUAGUGAUGUAGAACGACGGUACUCGCAGACCGAACGUGAAGCACUAGCCAUCGUUUGGGGUUGUGAGCGGUUUCAUUUAUACCUCUAUGGUUCUCAGUUUGAAAUCGUCACAGACCACAAGCCACUUGAAACCAUUUUUAACAAUCCCAUCCUCGUCGCCAAUUGUAGAGUUUGUCUUUUGCACAAGAUAAAUAUACUUUAUGAGUGA
Molecule: messenger RNA, 2199 nt
Organism: Dendronephthya gigantea
Lineage: Eukaryota; Metazoa; Cnidaria; Anthozoa; Malacalcyonacea; Nephtheidae
Exons: 4
Coding region: 1-2199 (732 amino acids)
Biological process (GO): proteolysis
Molecular function (GO): aspartic-type endopeptidase activity
Source: RefSeq, a predicted model, not a curated record